This is a messenger RNA of Teleopsis dalmanni, 795 nucleotides long. RefSeq names its product gonadal protein gdl (gene gdl). The transcript is spliced from 3 exons. The coding region runs from base 137 to 703 and encodes 188 amino acids. NCBI's taxonomy places the organism in Eukaryota, Metazoa, Arthropoda, Insecta, Diptera, Diopsidae. The record is from RefSeq and is a predicted model, not a curated record.
UUUAAUUUAAAAUUAUGGUAGCCCUGUUAACUCAGCUGUUCAUCCUCAAUAAUGACGCUGGACAAUAAGUUUAAAAUUUAUGUGAAAUCAACAAUUUUCUAUUUCAACAAUCAAAUAAUUAUUAAAUUUAAGUAAAAUGGACAUUGAAACGGCCAAAAUUGAGGAUUCUACCAAGGAAAAUGAGUUCAGCCCAGAAUUUAUUCAAAGAAAAUUGUAUUUUUUAUUGGAUCAACUAAAAAGCAUGCAUGCGAAAAUUCCAGAAUACUACCAAAUCCGGAUUUCUUAUGAACUGCUAACAGAAUUAGCGAAUUGUUUAGUCUAUGAUACUAUAUACCAAAUUGUAUUAGGUCUAGUGGAAAUUCAGCAUUUAACAGAGAAGCAUCUCUUGCAGUUGCGCGAAACUCAACAAAAGAAAUUUAAAGAAGAAAUGGAUGAUUGGAAAAAAGUAACUGCGGAUAAGGAAGAACUGGAACAUAUUGUAAAGAUUACGAGCAAGAGACAUGCUCAGAUAUUAGCAGACACAGAUAAAAAUAUAAUUUCUUUGUUAGAUGAAAAGGUUCGUGAGCAGCAACUCACAUUGCAUAAUGCUGGGGUACCUGGUUUCUACGUAACUACCGAUCCCAAGGAAAUUACAAUACAAAUAUACUUACUAGACUUUAUAUUACGUUUAAGUGCACUUUCAUUUAAACCAAACAAAAAAUAAAAAGCUUGAACUGUAGCUAAUAGUAUUUGUAUUUCACUUAAUAUAACAAACCACUAAUUAUAUAUGUAUAUCGAUUGUCUAAUAUAUAUAAU